Molecule: messenger RNA, 2326 nt
Organism: Strongylocentrotus purpuratus (purple sea urchin)
Lineage: Eukaryota; Metazoa; Echinodermata; Echinoidea; Camarodonta; Strongylocentrotidae
Product: vacuolar protein sorting-associated protein 33A
Exons: 15
Coding region: 345-2228 (627 amino acids)
Biological process (GO): intracellular protein transport; vesicle-mediated transport
Cellular component (GO): lysosome; CORVET complex
Source: RefSeq, a predicted model, not a curated record
GUGCAGUACCAGUAGCAACGAGACAAGUUACUUUGACUUACUUCCGUAGUACGCUCGAUAGGCGUAAAUUGCUGUACUGUGUGUGAAGCAAAGGAGAAGCGAGACACGUGGAAUAUUCAACAAAUAGGACUAACCAUCAUAUACAUGAAUACUUUUCCUUUAUGAUACUGUCCAACAUAAGUCUUCAUCUAAGAAUAUUUAUGAAAUAUUGCUUGUAAACUUCUUGCACAUGACGUCUGUGUACUACAAUACGCCUAUGUGCUUUAUUCAGGAGUAACCAAUCUUUGCUUUGCAGCUAGCUGGACGAAGAGUCACAAAUACGUAAAACUCCAAAUUCUGGAAAAAUGGCCACACAUCUUGUAAGUGGACGCGUGAAUCUAGCAUUUUGGAGAGAAGUCGCAAGAAGAGAACUAUUAGAUUGCCUAGACAAAUGCAUAGGGAGUAAGGCAGUGGUCUGGGAUGACUUUCUUACAGGACCAAUUGGACUCAUAGCUGAAUAUUCCUUGUUGAAGGAGCAUGAAGUCGACCGUAUGUUCCCCCUCCGACCUGGCCAUCUACCUCUCAAAAGCACGUCCAGUGGUGCUGGCGGCAAUAUCCAGAAUGUCAUCUUCAUCGUGCGACCUCGCUUGGAGCUGAUGACCAUUGUCGCAGAUAAUAUCCGCAAGGCUGAGGAAAAUCCUGGACGUUUUCGCAAAGAAUUCCACAUUUACUUUGUGCCAAGGAAGAGUCUUCUGUGCGAGAGAAAACUGACAGAGCUUGGAGUAUAUGGAACACUGAAUACAGUAGGAGAGUACAAUCUGGAUCUCUUGCCCUUCGAUAGUGAUAUAUUGUCUAUGGAGUCAGACUCUGCCUUCAAGGACUGUUACCUUCAGGGAGAUCCCACCUGCAUGUUCCAUGUGGCUAAAUCAUUGAUGAAGCUACAGGCUUUAUAUGGCAUCAUCCCAAAUAUAUACGGCAAAGGAGAGUGUUCAAGGCAAGUGACAGACAUGAUAAUGAGAAUGAGACGAGAGAUGGCUGGUACAGAACGACUCAUCUCACCUCAGAUUGAUUGCUUGCUACUCAUUGAUCGUAACGUUGACCUCUUGACCCCUCUCAUGACGCAACUCACCUACGAGGGCCUCAUUGAUGAAAUUUAUGGCAUCACAAAUGCGACGGUCAAACUGCCACCAGAAAAAUUUGCCAAGAAAGACGAUGACCCUAAGCAGGGCCAACAGCAGCAGCAACAGCAACAGGAUCUCCCAACGGAACCCAAGAAGGUCCAACUCAACUCUGCUGAUGAGCUCUUCUCGGUCAUCAGGGAUAGGAACUUCCAUGCUGUUGGACCAGAACUCAGCCGUAGGGCCAAGAUCCUCUCAGCUCAGUAUGAGGAACGUAAAGAUGCCAAAUCGGUGUCAGCAAUCAGACAGUUUGUCUCAAAGUUACAUCACAUACAGGCAGCAAAGAUGUCUCUAGCUACACAUACAUCGAUUGCAGAACUGAUCAAAGAGAGAACAGACAAGGAGAGCUUCAUGGAUUCAUUGCAGACACAACAAGAAUUCAUGAAUGGCAUUGACACGGAUAAGAUCAACAGCCACAUAGAAGAUUGCAUUGCAAGAAAGGAACCUCUGAUUAAGGUGCUAAGACUUCUCUGUAUGCAGUCUGUCACAAACAAUGGUUUAAAGCCAAAGAUCUUUGAUUACUACAGGAAAGAAAUAUUACAGACGUAUGGGUUUGAGAAUAACCUGUCUCUGCAGCAGUUAGAGAGGGCAGGCUUGCUUCGAGUCCAGGAACAGAAGACUUACCCUACCAUUAGAAAGACUCUUAAGCUAGUCAUGGAAGAUGUUAAUGAACAGAACCCUACAGAUAUAUCCUACGUAUUCAGUGGCUACGCCCCUCUGUCUGUGAGGCUAGCCCAGUUCUUGGCUAGGCCCGGAUGGCGUAGUAUAGACGAGGUCCUGAGACUGCUUCCUGGUCCUACGAUAGAAGAGAAACAAGUACUCCCGACAGGACUACAGAAGAAAAGGCCUAUGAUAGGAGAUAGCCAAGGUGAUUCAACAAAGGUCACGCUGAUCUACUUCCUGGGCGGGGUCACGUACGCUGAGAUUGCAGCUCUUAGGUUCCUCUCACAGCAGGAAGAUGCUCCAACUGAAUUUGUGAUUGCAACAACCAAGAUCAUCAAUGGUCACAACUGGUUACAGAGUAUGUUAGAAGUGCCCCAGACAUCUACAGAAACUACACCACAAAGAUGAGUUAGGAUGAUUUGUGGUUUCCUUCACACCUCUAUUUUUAUUUACCUUUUAUGGACAGAAAGGUGCUUGACUUACCUAAAUACGCUUCCAUUAUAUGA